This is a messenger RNA of Perkinsus marinus ATCC 50983, 615 nucleotides long. Its product is annotated as proteasome B type subunit, putative. Gene Ontology annotation, cellular component: proteasome core complex. The transcript is spliced from 6 exons. The coding region runs from base 1 to 615 and encodes 204 amino acids. Lineage: Eukaryota; Perkinsozoa; Perkinsida; Perkinsidae. The record is from RefSeq and is a predicted model, not a curated record. Gene Ontology annotation, molecular function: threonine-type endopeptidase activity.
AUGCAUUCUCUCUAUACAGGUACUACCAUCAUGGCCAUGAAGUUUAAGGAUGGAGUGGUACUCGGAGCUGAUUCGAGGACUAGCACUGGUGGUUAUGUUGCUAACAGAGUGAGCCGUAAGGUCACUCGUCUCCACGAUAGGAUCUUCGUUUGCCGCAGUGGAUCAGCUGCUGACACUCAGUUCCUGAGCUCGAAAGUGAAAUAUUUCCUCAAUGCACAUGCGAACGAUCUGCCUUUGGAUCGUCUGCCCAAGGUGAAGACAGCUGCCAAUCUGAUGAGAUUGCUGGCCUACAACAACAAACAAUACCUAACAGCUGGGCUCAUCGUAGCUGGGUGGGACCAGACCGAGGGGCCUCAGGUGUACUCUAUACCCCUUGGUGGUACUAUCAUCAAGCAAAAUAUCGCUACUGGAGGCUCCGGAUCGACCUACAUCACUGGUUUGGUCGAUCACCUAUACCGUCCUGAUAUGAGCAGGGAGGAAGCUGAGGAUUUCGUGGCAAAGGCAGUGGCUCAUGCUAUGGCUCGCGAUGGAUCAUCUGGAGGAGUUAUUCGUGUUACUACUGUAACCGAGAAGGACGUAGCUGAGAAGUGCCUAUAUGCUGAUAAAAUACCGUAA